AUGGGCAACACAACAAGCGCGGUAGGUCAGCAAUGCCUGCUGAACGCUGUGGGCAACGAUCCAUCCCUAGUCGCCUUCCCAACCGCCUUGCUAUAUGAAUCAGUGGAUGUGAGUCCUUAUAACCUGGACUAUCCCGUGACGCCCGCUGCUGUGACUUUCCCAGAAACCGCCGAGCAAAUAUCUGCUAUAGUUCAAUGCGCUGCGGAUGCAGACGUCAAAGUUCAGGCCAAGAGCGGUGGCCAUAGUUAUGCCAAUUAUGGUCUCGGAGGCACGGAUGGCGCUGUUGUUGUCGACUUGAGACACUUCCAGCAGUUUUCAUACGACCCAGUCACUACACAUGCCACCAUCGGUGCUGGAACUUUGCUUGGAGAUAUUGAUACAAAAUUAUUCGACGCUGGCGGCCGUGCCAUGUCUCACGGCACGUCUCCUCAGGUUGGGAUUGGAGGACAUGCGACAAUCGGGGGACUAGGACCGACUGAUAGACAGUGGGGCAUGGCACUAGAUCACGUCGAGUCUGUCCAAGUUGUACUGGCAAAUUCAAGUAUCGUCAAUGCCUCCGCUACCGAAUAUCCCGAUGUAUUCUUCGCCAUCAAAGGCGCCGGUGCUAGUUUUGGCAUUGUCACAGAAUUCCGCAUCCGAACCGAGGCCGCCCCAGGACUAGCUGUCCAGUAUCAACUCACCUUUAACAUCGGAGACACAAGUUCCCGCGCAGAGACUUUCAAGGCGUGGCAGAACUUUAUAUCUGAGCCAAACUUGACAAGGAAAUUUUCGUCUCAGCUGGUUUUGGCCGAAGGCCUCCUGUUAAUUGAGGGUGAAUACUUUGGGUCGCUUGCCGAAUUCGAGGCCCUGCAGCUUGAGAGCAGAUUUCCUGCCAACCAAGGUUACAACGUCACAGUGUUCAAUGACUGGCUUGCACUUGUCGCCGCGUGGGGUAUUCAGUUGGGUGAAGAUUUAGGCGGAGGUAUUCCUGCACACUUUUAUGCGAAAUCUCUUCCCUUCUCAAACACUUCUCUCAUCCCGGACAGCGUCGUCGACGACUUUUUCGAGUAUCUAGACACGGCUGACAAGGGUACCUUGCUGUGGUUCAUCAUUUUCGAUCUUGAAGGUGGCGCAAUCAGCGAUGUGCCCAUACAUGCAACCUCCUAUUCUCAUAGAGAUGCACUAUUCUGGCUGCAGUCUUAUGCAGUCAAUCUUCUUGGAGACAUUUCUGCCACAACAAACACAUUUUUGAACGAAGUGAACAACCUUUUCAUUAAUGAAAUGCCAAAUGCGGCAUUUGGCGCUUACCCUGGAUACGUCGAUCCGCAAUUGACAAACGGUCCGGAGCAAUACUGGGGCGCUAAUUUAGACAGGCUGAUAGAGAUCAAAGCUGCUGUCGAUCCUCAGGAUAUCUUCCAUAAUCCACAGAGUGUGCCCUUACAAUGA
This is a messenger RNA of Talaromyces atroroseus, 1425 nucleotides long. RefSeq lists its product as hypothetical. NCBI's taxonomy places the organism in Eukaryota, Fungi, Ascomycota, Eurotiomycetes, Eurotiales, Trichocomaceae. Gene Ontology annotation, molecular function: oxidoreductase activity; FAD binding. Bases 1 to 1425 code for a protein of 474 amino acids. The transcript is spliced from 3 exons. The record is from RefSeq and is a predicted model, not a curated record.